AUGGCAAAGAAAUACUCGUCGAGUGUCCAGCAAAGAAUACAGCUUGAAGAGGAACUUGACCUUAAGUUAGGAUUCGACAAGUACGAUCAUGGGCAACCACGAAUAGGGUGGUUAUUUAAUAUGACAACUACUAUGUUGGAAGAUAAGAAAAACAUUCGUGGAAGGUCAGCCGUAAAAUAUUACUUUUUUGAGGAGGAUGGUGGUCUUUUCACAUGCACACGUUUUUAUAACCCUUAUUUCUACGUGAGAUGCAAGGAUGGUACGCACGCAGAAGUUGCCUCUGCUUUAAUGAAAAUGUUUGACAAAUUGAUUUAUAAGAUAGUUGAAGAGCACAAGAAACAAGAUUUAAAAGAGGCAAAUCAUCUUGUUGCGUCUUGUCAUACGUUUCUAAAACUCAUUUUUCGCAAUGUACAAGACUUGGUUGACUCUCGAUGGAUGAUGGCACAUAUUCGGGUUGGGAUGUGGUACGUAGUAGAGGCUGUUGCUAGAGAAGACGGUGUCAACAUCCAGAUGACACCAAUUCAUGAAAGAGGCGAUCGCCCAGAUCUGGUUGUGUUGGCUUUCGAUAUUGAAACAACGAAGCUGCCUUUGAUGUUCCCUGAUGCAGCGAGAGACAUGAUAAUGAUGGUCUCAUACAUGAUCGAUGGAAUGGGGUUCCUAAUUAUCAAUCGUGAAGUGGUCGCAGAAGAUAUCGAGCCAUUUGCUUACUCCCCUGAUAGAGACAUGAUAGGGGAGUUCAAGAUAUUUAAUGAAAAGAACGAGAGGACGAUGUUGCAACGGUUUUUUAAGGAAAUUCGUAAAUAUAAACCGAAUAUUAUUGUAACUUAUAAUGGCGAUAACUUUGAUUGGCCGUUUGUCGAACGAAGAGCGCACGAAUAUGGAAUUAACAUGCGUUCUGAAAUAGGAUUUUACUGCUUUGAUGAAUAUUAUAUUAGCAAGCAGUGUGUACACAUCGACUGUUUACAUUGGGUUAGAAGAGACAGUUACCUACCUGUCGGUAGCCAUGGUCUCAAAGCCGUUGCCAAAGCCAAGUUAGGCUAUAAUCCCGACGAACUGGACCCGGAAGUUAUGACUAGAUUUGCGGUUGAACGGCCACAGACGUUAGCUCAAUAUUCGGUCUCUGAUGCUGUAGCAACUUACUAUCUAUACAAGAAAUACGUUCAUCCAUUUAUUUUCUCGCUAUGUAAUAUUAUCCCGCUUAAUCCCGAUGAUAUAUUGCGCAAGGGAUCCGGAACUCUAUGUGAGGCAUUGCUGAUGGUAUCUGCGUAUAAAGCAGAUAUAAUGAUACCACAUAAACAUGGAGAUGAACUCCACAAGUUUACUGCAGGCGGACCAGACGGGAAACUCAUCCAAAGUGAGACAUAUGUAGGAGGACAUGUGGAGGCAUUGAUGGCGGGUGUUUAUCGGUGUGAUUUACCAGUCGAUUUCACUAUUAAUUCUGAUGGCAUUGACAAACUUAUCGCCAGCGUGGACCAAACACUCCGAUUUGGUAUCGAAACAGAGUGGGAGAAGAAACUGGCCGAAAUUGCUGAUUACGAAGAAGUCAAACAAAGCGUUAUAAGAACGCUUGAAAUUAUUCGUGAUAAUAACCCUGUUUUGCGGGCGGAACCCCUAAUAUAUCAUUUAGAUGUUGCCGCCAUGUAUCCAAACAUUAUACUAACCAAUAGAUUACAGCCUGAUUCAAUAGUUAGCGAGAAUGUCUGUGCAAAUUGCGAUUUUAAUGUCCCAGGAAAGACGUGUGAUAGACGCAUGAAGUGGGUAUGGCGUGGUGAGGUGUGGCCCACAGACCGCGGAGAAUAUAAGAGCAUUCUAGAUCGAUUGGAAAGCGAAUCGUUUCCAGGGAAGACCUCGUUUGACGCUAAGCGUAACUGGCAUCAGCUUACAACGAAUGAACAGGCAAAAUACAUACAGGAACGCCUUGGACAGUAUUCUUUGAAACAGUACAAGAAAAAAAAGGAAACUAUGUCCGAACAAAGGGAAGCGAUAGUCUGUCAACGCGAACGCCCAUUUUACGUAGAUACCGUACGUGAGUUUCGUGAUAGACGAUAUCAAUACAAAAGUUUACUCAAAACUUCUAAACAAAGAUUAGAAAAGGCGAUCAAGAACCGCGAUGUAUCUGAGAUUGAGACGGCUAGACAAGAAAUUAUUCUGUAUGAUUCAUUGCAGCUUGCUCACAAGUGUAUUUUGAAUUCCUUCUAUGGAUAUGUCAUGAGAAAGGGAGCCCGAUGGUAUUCUAUGGAAAUGGGAGGUGUUGUAUGUUUAACAGGCUCAUCUAUUAUUCAAUCUGCUAAAGAAUUGGUAGAGCGAGUUGGCGCUGCUCUCGAACUGGAUACGGAUGGAAUUUGGUGUAUCUUUCCGAAGACAUUCCCCGAGAAUGUCACAUUCACAUUGAAGAAUGGGGAGAAGCUAAAUGUUUCGUUUCCAUGUGCAAUGCUAAAUCAAAUGGUUCAUGAGCGAUACACAAAUGAACAGUACCAAGAACUUGUCAACAAAGAAACGCAUGAGUAUAAGACAAGGAAAGAGAAUAGUAUAUUUUUUGAAGUUGACGGACCUUACCGUGCAAUGAUACUGCCUGCUUCAACUGAAGAAAAUAAAUUAUUAAAGAAGAGAUAUGCGGUCUUUAAUCAUGAUGGUAGUCUCGCAGAACUAAAGGGAUUCGAGGUAAAACGACGGGGUGAAUUGAAACUUAUCAAAGUCUUUCAAGAGCUUGUGUUUGACGCGUUUCUGCGGGGUAAAACGCUCGAGGACUGUUACCAAUCAGCAGCAGAAAUCGCAAACGCGUGGGUGGACAUUCUCGAGAGUGAAGCAAGGGAUCAUCCAGACUGGUACCUGAUUGAUAUGAUAUGCGAGCAGAAAAGCAUGUCUCGUUCGCUGGAGGACUACGGUGAGCAAAAAUCGACAGCAAUUACGGCAGCAAAACGUCUUCAGGAAUUUUUUGGCAAAGACGAUGAUGUGAGUCAACGUGCUAUUCCAAUAGCGAUAUUCUCGGCAAGCAAAGAGAUUAAAACAGCAUGUUUGAAGAAAUGGCUGCGAAAUACCAAUAUCGAAGGGGAUAUUGACAUUCGAGAUAUAUUGGAUUGGGAUUAUUACAAGAAAAGACUUAAUGCAACUAUUCAAAGACUAAUUACAAUACCUGCUGGCUUGCAAAAUAUUGUCAAUCCUGUUCCUCGUGUGUCGAAUCCAACAUGGCUAUCGAAAAGGUCUCAGAAUGAUAGACAGCGACUUAUUACAUCCUUCUUUGCUGAGUCAUUUCCAGUUGAUUUAAAUUCACACAAAGCGAAGGUUGGUUGUAUGGAGAACAAUGACAAGAACGUCGGACCAGAAAUGAAUGAAAACGAAAAUGAUGAAGCUUGCCCAGAAGAAAGCACCCUGGAACCUGCUGACGAUGUAGUCACUAUUGCGCAAAGUGAUGACGAUAUUGGUCAGAAGCAAACCGAAGUGGGUAGCGAGCUUGGGAUGAAGCGCUUCGCGGAUGAUCGCUAUGAGACUUCUCAGAGAAAACAAGUUAAAAUAACACACGGUAAACAGGGGAUCAGCAGUGAUUCUGCAACGGAUAAUUCGGUAGAUACGUUGCGACGUAAGUUACGUAAACCGUCUAACGUCUUUGACAGAAUAACGAAGAAAUCUUUUUCAAACACGAUGAACAAUAAGCCCCAUGUUUACCGGCAAAGAUUUUGUAAGAAUGGCGAUCCUUUCACGAAUUAUAACGCAUGGAUCAAGAGCAUUUGUAAACGGCGCGCUGCAUUUAAUGACUGGAAAGCGAUUCAUGUUAUUGAGAGUGACGUACAUGGUGAGCUAAUUAAAUGGCUUUCCGACGGAUUCUCAAUAAGGCGAAGACGAGUUAAAACUAAAGACGAUGAAAACACAAACAGUAUAGGCUUACCCGCAAACAUCAAUCACAUAAUUGAUUUAGAACGUAGCAGAAAACAUUUAAUUGGGAAUGAAUUUGAUUACUUGUACAUUAAUCAUACAAUGCUCGAUGACGAUCAUCAGAUGUUCGCCGUUUUUUCGUCCUUCUCAGACGAUGCCAUGAUAUUCAGUGUCGACAAUUUGCGAGAGACUUCGAUUUGGGAAAGACUAUACACGCAAGUGUAUCAUACUUUCGAAGAAGAUUGCCCGGAAGUUCUCCAAGGCAAAAAUAGACUUUUCGUUUAUUCUCAGAAGCUGACCUUCGACGUAACGUAUUAUAGGAACAUUAAGCAGACUUUGACAAGUAUAUCCAAUCAACUGUCUUAUUGUAAAGAACAACAAACACGUCCCACUAUCGUGAUUCUUCAGUCACCGUUAGCUCUCAGAAUUUUGGCGGCCGAUUUAACUGCGCUCAGGGACUUCCCCGUCCUGUGCUUACAACCAGACAUGUCAGAUUUGCAGAUUUCCGUUGAUUGGAGGAGGCAGAAUGCACGCAAGGCGAUAACCAGCUUCUUGAGUCUUGGAGCCUUAUUAACUGAGCGAUUUGAAAUAUCUCGAUAUGCCAACGUUCCCGUUUGUAACGUCGGUGAUGAUUGGGCAAUAUUCUGCUUAGACGUAUUUUUGGCACGACGAUUAAAGAAAAGAGGAUUUGUUGAUUGGCCUUUUCCCGAUCAGAAGAUGCCUGCGUGGCAGCAAACCAGUGAAGAUAAUUUACGUACCGGAAGGCAAUUCACAGAUGCUGUAAUAAAUGCGCCGGGUGUUUAUACUACGAUAUGCGUAGCAAUGGAUGUGCAUAAUUUAGCAAUUGACGCUAUACUUGCAUAUGGUUUGGAUAGCAUACCUCAUGUUGCAGCCCACAAGAUAUUACCAAUAAUUCGUGAUAUGCUACGAGAACUGCGCGCUAAAACUAAUCCCGGAGAAAUCCAGUUGACAACCAAACUGUUUAAUAAUUUUGGACGAUGGGUUACUACUCGUAGAUCUGCCAUGUAUGACCGCCGGUUUGAUUAUGCAGUACAUUAUUUGAUGUAUAAGGCUGCGAAGCAACUGGCAGAUGAGUUUUCCGAUGUUGGAUGUACCGUCGUACAUGCUGACAUCUCAAAAUUCGUACUUGCGACAAAAAAGACAACGCUUGAGAACGCUCUUCCUUAUAUUAACCAAGCAGAGGAUAUUGUUUCGAAGAAGUCUGUAUUUAAAAACCUCAAACUACAUAGAACUGACUACUGGAUAUAUCUCCAAUGGCACGAUCUACAUAACUACGGCGGCAUCCUAAUUACUAAUAAGAAUUUGCCUGCAGUUGAUAUGCAUUGGAUUAUUGCGGAAUAUCUCCCCCAUCAAAUACGGCAACAAUUUAAUACAAUCAUUACUGCAUAUAUCAAGAUGGCAUGGCAACAACAUAGUAAACCGAUAAGACAGAGUGCAUCAGUUAUUGAAAUCUUCAAGAAGAUGCUAUUGAAAGUUAUGGAUAAUUUUCAUAAAGAAGAGCAUAAGUUCGAGUUCCCGCGCAUACCAGGGUCACCAUUUGCUAAAUCGACGAGACCUGCAGCUGAGUUUGCGAACGUUAUAUGUAAUAUUUUUGCUAUUGAUGAAGAAUUAAGACUUGAAGUUAUGGAUCUGCGUAAGAAAUUAAUGAGUAUUACGAACAUGAGCGCACACGCUCAGCUAGCAGGGCCUAUUAGGGGAUUCGAACUCGUCCGCAUUGAUUGUCGUGGGUGUUAUGCCAGCCGUAAUUUAGAUUUUGCUCGUGAUUCUGACCUCGUAUCUGAAGAGAGGAAAGCAUCAUGGAGUUGUACUCAGUGCGGCAAGGAUUAUGAAAGGUGGAGGAUAGAAGGAGCACUUGUUGAGCUGGUUCAUAAUUGGUUGUCUGGACGUCGAGUCGGAAAAACGGGAGAAGAUGAUCGAUUUUUGCAAUGGCUUGUGGAUUUGGCAGAUUUGCAUCAAAUGAAAUUAUUGGAAGAAGUCGUGGGAUUUGUCAACAAUCAUUUGUAA
Messenger RNA from Paraglomus occultum, 5895 nucleotides. Lineage: Eukaryota; Fungi; Glomeromycota; Glomeromycetes; Paraglomerales; Paraglomeraceae. The record is from the annotation of a GenBank genome assembly.